Juglans microcarpa x Juglans regia is the source of this 1528-nucleotide messenger RNA. RefSeq names its product rust resistance kinase Lr10-like. NCBI's taxonomy places the organism in Eukaryota, Viridiplantae, Streptophyta, Magnoliopsida, Fagales, Juglandaceae. The transcript has 4 exons. Bases 1 to 1290 code for a protein of 429 amino acids. Gene Ontology annotation, biological process: protein phosphorylation. The record is from RefSeq and is a predicted model, not a curated record. Gene Ontology annotation, molecular function: protein kinase activity; ATP binding.
AUGUCUGAUUUUGAUCAACAACAUCAAUAUAUUCAAAAGCAGAAUAAACUUCUUGGUGGAUCCCACUACACUGUUUAUGUAAAUAAAAGGAUAUUCUGGAGAUACAUUCGCAGACUAUGGGAGAGUGUACUUGAAUAUGCAUUCUUCAUACUGUUGAUCGGAUUUUGCCUUGUAACAAAAGGUAUAUUGUUAAGUCCAUGUGUAAUUGGGCUUUUGAUAUAUACAUGGCGUCGGAGGCAUUUAUCAAUGUACGAUGGGGUCGAAGAAUUUCUGCAAAGCCAAAACUCUCUUAUUCUAAUAAGGUACUCCUACUCAGACAUUAGGAAGAUGACCACAAAUUUUAAAGAUAAAUUAGGUGAAGGAGGUUAUGGCACCGUAUUUAAGGGAAAGCUUCGAAGUGGUGGUCUUGUAGCGGUAAAGAUGUUAGGCAAGUCUAAAGCUAACGGACAAGAUUUCAUCAGCGAAGUUGCAACCAUUGGAAGGAUUUAUCAUGUGAAUGUAGUGCAACUCAUUGGCUUUUGUGUUGAAGGAUCCAAGAGGGCACUAAUAUAUGAGUUCAUGCCUAAUGGUUCUCUUAAUAAACACAUUUUUCCCCAAGAAGGAAGUAUCCUUCUAAGCUAUGAGAGAAUGUAUGAUAUUGCACUAGGAGUGGCUCGUGGGAUUGAAUAUUUACAUCGAGGAUGUGAUAUGCAGAUCUUACAUUUUGAUAUCAAGCCUCACAAUAUUCUUCUAGAUGAGAAUUUUACUCCUAAAAUUUCUGAUUUUGGCCUUGCAAAAUUGUAUCCAGCAGAGGAUAGUAUUGUUUCUUUAACUGCCGCAAGAGGAACAUUAGGAUACAUGGCUCCAGAGUUGUUCUACAAAAAUAUUGGAGGCAUCUCAUAUAAAGCUGAUGUUUAUAGUUUUGGAAUGUUACUAAUGGAAAUGGCGGGUAGAAGAAAAAAUUUCAAUGACUCUGCUGAGCAUUCAAGUCAAAUAUACUUCCCCACUUGGGUCUAUGACCAAUUUCUUGAAGGAAAAGACGUAGAAUUGGAAGAUGCAACGGAAGAAGAAAAGAAAACAAGUAAGAAGAUGAUAAUGGUUGCAUUAUGGUGUAUACAAAUGAAGCCAAACGAUCGUCCUUCGAUGAACAAAGUCAUAGAGAUGCUUGAAGGAGAAAUCGAGUGCUUACAAAUGCCUUCCAAGCCUUUCUUAUCAUCGACUGAGAGUUUGACAAAGGAGGUCGGAGACAAUUCAAAUUCUACUUCAUUGUCUAGUCAAUUGGCUGAAUCAUGGCAAUCAUCUCAAUCUUAAAUCUCCUUGAAUUGUUACGUCCAUCUAUUGUUCACCAGGGAAAGUUACUUGCUGUAUGUCAUCAGGAAACUUGUAUAAAUUAAAGCGUUUUAGUAUUAAAAUUAUCAUAGUCAGAAACAAAAAAUUAUAAUAUAUUCUUAGAAUAUGGAUGACGUGGUAUUCCUUCCCAUCAUAUCACAAAAAUGUCAUGUACUUAAAAACUACUUACAUAAGUAUAAAGUUUUAAUAUUUCCGGUGA